Penicillium cataractarum is the source of this 1230-nucleotide messenger RNA. RefSeq names its product putative malic acid transport protein. Lineage: Eukaryota; Fungi; Ascomycota; Eurotiomycetes; Eurotiales; Aspergillaceae. The record is from RefSeq and is a predicted model, not a curated record. The transcript is spliced from 2 exons. Gene Ontology annotation, cellular component: plasma membrane. Gene Ontology annotation, biological process: transmembrane transport; sulfite transmembrane transport. Gene Ontology annotation, molecular function: sulfite transmembrane transporter activity. Bases 1 to 1230 code for a protein of 409 amino acids.
AUGUCGCUGGAUCAUCCAGGUCCUAAAGAUGGCGCCCAGCAAAACCCUGAGAUAGAGACUGAGGUAGACAGACCACCCACGUCACUUAUCUCCCACGCACUGUGGAACUUCUCCUCGCAAUGGUUCCUUGUUCCCCAGGGAACUGGAAUCCUGUCUUUGAUUCUUCGUCGGCUAGGCUAUCAAUUUCGAGGACUGGCAAUCAUAUCUGUCAUUUUCUGGAUCUACACUAUCGUAUUGCUCAUACUUGGAGUAUCCCUUUAUGUUCUACGAGUUCUCAUCUACCCUCGACAUGUUGCUCGUGUGCUCCGCACAAGCAUAAUCGAGACCGCAUGCCUCGCUAGCAUAUCAAUCGCGUUCACUUCAAUCAUUCAAAUGAUUGCUCUUGUCCUCGUCCGCCAAUGGGGAUCGGCCUGGGGAAUUGUCGCAUACAUCCUUUGGUGGAUCAACACCGCGAUGGCAGUUGUCGCAGUCAUGGGAAUCCCUUAUGUUUUCGUCAAAGUCCAGCCACCCGUCAAAGUCCAGCCACCGGGUGUCAAGGCAGUCACGCCCUGUGUGUUACUCCCAUUAAUUGCAGCUUUGACUUCGGCUGCUGGUGGCGGAGUCAUAUGUCGAUAUGGAGCUCUCAGCGACCGUUUACAGGUCCCCGUCAUUAUCGUCUCGUACCUUGAAGUUGGCCUCGGACUUGCACUAGCAAUGGCAUUCAACGAUGUCUUUGUAACCAGGCUUUUUGACAGGUCAUUCCCGCCGUUGGAACAGAUAUAUCAGGAUAUGAUCCUGUGUGGCCCAUUUGGACAGGGAAGCUUUGCUUUACAAAUCCUCGGCCAGGCAGUUUCACGAGGGGCCUUCGCGGGAUAUGAUCGAGGUACCUUCUUGACUGCAGAGGCUGCCAAAUCAAUCGCUUUUGCAAGUCAGUUCGCCGGUCUGCUGGCUUGGGGAUAUGGGACAUUCUGGUGGGUUUUUGCUAUCAUCAGUAUCGUGCAUACAUUUGUCUCCCAGCCAGGAGGUAUUCGACAAUCACACUAUACGCUUUCUGCCUGGGCUCUUGUUUUUCGUUGGGGUGUAUAUACAAAUGCCGCUGUGCAGCUGGGUAUGAUCAUGGAUUCUCCGACCUUCAGAGUAUGGUCCACGGUGCUACUUCUACUGCUUCUCAUAAUCUGGAUUACGAAUCAUAUACUUACUGUUAAAGGGUUGUAUUCUGGGCAGGUCUUGGAUAUUAGGCGGACAGACUAG